AUGGGAAUUGUUUUCACGAGGCUGUUUUCUUCACUCUUCGGGAACAAGGAAGCUCGGAUUCUUGUGUUGGGCCUCGACAAUGCCAGAAAGACCACCAUUCUUUAUCGACUUCAGAUGGGUGAAGUAGUGUCUACUAUUCCAACUAUUGGGUUCAAUAUGGAAACAGUGCAAUAUAACAACAUAAAGUUCCAAGUUUGGGAUUUAGGUGGGCAGACUAGUAUCAGGCCAUACUGGAGGUGCUACUUUCCCAAUACUCAAGCGAUAAUAUAUGUUGUUGAUUCAAGUGAUACUGAUAGACUAGUGGUUGCCAAGGAAGAAUUCCAUGCAAUAUUGGAGGAGGAAGAGCUAAAAGGCGCCGUUGUCCUCUUGUUUUCUAACAAGCAGGAUCUUCCUGGAGCAAUGGAUGAUGCUUCGAUAACUGAGGCCUUAGAAUUGCACAAAAUUAAGAAUCGGCAAUAG
Andrographis paniculata is the source of this 459-nucleotide messenger RNA. RefSeq names its product ADP-ribosylation factor 1-like. Bases 1 to 459 code for a protein of 152 amino acids. Gene Ontology annotation, cellular component: cytoplasm; Golgi apparatus. The transcript is spliced from 7 exons. Gene Ontology annotation, molecular function: GTPase activity; GTP binding. Gene Ontology annotation, biological process: intracellular protein transport; vesicle-mediated transport. NCBI's taxonomy places the organism in Eukaryota, Viridiplantae, Streptophyta, Magnoliopsida, Lamiales, Acanthaceae. The record is from RefSeq and is a predicted model, not a curated record.